This is a messenger RNA of Dermacentor albipictus, 3011 nucleotides long. The record is from RefSeq and is a predicted model, not a curated record. NCBI's taxonomy places the organism in Eukaryota, Metazoa, Arthropoda, Arachnida, Ixodida, Ixodidae.
GCGGGUCGUCGUAUAUAAGCGGGACACGAAUGCUUCUGGCGCUUCUAGUGAGUAGUCUCGAACGUGAAAGUUGUUUGUUUACCAUAUUUUCACUCGUCGAGGACGUGUCACCCAACGGUUGCGGCAGCCAGCGCUACUUGAUAACGGCUCGCAAUGAAAGAGCAGCUCGCCAUACUGUGCCUGCUUAUCGGAUCGACUUGUGCCGGCCUGGCGCGGGUGACACCGCCAGCCGAAAUUGGCACCAGCACGCAGUUCCGGAACGAGGACGGCUGGGGCAACUACAACUUCGGCUACGACGAAGACCACACGUCGGGCGGCUCGUUCCGGCGUGAGACCGGCAACGCGCUGGGCGCCAAGGUGGGCUCGUACGGCCUGCGCGACGCCGACGGUCGCGUGCGCGUCGUCAGCUACGUGGCCGACGAGCUGGGCUUCCGGGCGUCGAUCUCGACCAACGAGCCCGGAACCAUGCCGUCGACGCCUGCCGAUGUAACCAUAGGCGCUACUCAACAAGGCCCAGCUGCGCCAGCGGUGCCGGUGGCCGCACCGGCUCCAGUUGCCUACGGUCCUCCGGCCCGCGUCCAUUUCAACGGAGCGCCCGCUGGUCGCCCGGCCUACGCUUCACCGGCGCCAGUGGCUCCACUCUCCUACGGUGCGCCGUCGCCCUUCGCCUUCAAGUCGGCCCCCGUGGCUCCAGCGUCGUACGCUGCCCCGUCACCAUUCCCGGCCAAAGCCUCGCCCGCUGGGCCGGCGUCCUAUGGCGGUCUCGCACCAGCCCCCUUCAGGUCAUCGCCUUCUGGACCAGCGUCGUACGGUGGUCCGGCGCCAGCACCUUUCAGUUCAUCGCCCGCCGGACCAGCGGCCAACGGUGGUCUGGCACCUGCGCCCUUCAGGGCAUCGCCCGUAGCUCCCGCGGCUUACUGGCCUCCGGCUGCCCGGACUUACAAGGUGGUACCGUUUGCUCCCGCUGGUUAUGGCCCUGCCGCGCCUGCAGCGUCACAUUUCGGUGGUCCGGUGAUGCCGUUCACCUGUGCCGAAGUUGCAAUGCCGGUUGGCCACCACUACGUCUACAGACAGGACAACUUCGUGACCGUCCCCGCUGCGGGGAGACCGCACUCAGCGCCACCAGCGCCGCACGCCUACCCUGGGCCGUACUCCGCUCCGCAUGCGGGACCUGUGGCUCACGUGACGACGUCGCACGCGUAUGGCCACAAGAUUAAGCACGCGCUAGGCGGAGGUUACCACAGUUACAUGACCUUCUAGGUGAAACAAAUUAUGCGGUUGAUCGCCCAAAGGCAAAACGUUGAUUCAAGCGAACAAAAAGACCUUGCGGUUUUUACGGGACCAGGGAGGGCACCUCGAAAGAGUGAAAGUCAUUACUGUUCUAGAAACUGUGUCAGAAGCAUUACAAGUCUCGUGCCGUAUGACUAUUAUUGCCUUUCUUUAGACUGUUAUUUCGUGACCGCGUUGGAGCGAAGUGACGACGUAGCCAUUGCCCAAUUUUAGUGGCCAAAUACUCAGCGAUACCGGGUGUUUUACGUGGAGAAAUGCGAAAAAGAAAACUAACAGCUAAGAGACAACGUAAGAAAACUUUCAUUCGCUUGAUGUACAAGUGUAUUAAAGAUUCUGAUGUGAAAUUAUACAUGUGCAUUGGUUGCUUUUAAAGCGAAAGCCUUUAAGUGGCUGGUUGCAACAGCUCAUACCCGAAGGGAGUGGCGUGUAGUCGAGUGGUUCAAAAAUGUUCAUCAAGUCGAGUGGUUCAAAAAAAGUUGACGAGUGGUACAAAAAUAUCAUAAUCAGCAAUGACUCAUUAAAAAAAAAGACAGUCUGGAAGGGUUCAUAGCCUUGUAAGCAAGCAAAUAUGCAAUGACUGAAUAUGAAUGAAAACAAAAAAAGAAAGAACGGGGGAAAGAAAGGAAACAUCAACAUCAGGAAUGGCCCAUACCCCCACAAGCAAGCACAGAUGCAAUGGCUGAAUAUGAAAGAAGGAACGAAAUAGAAGAAAGAAUGGAAGAAGUAACCAAACAAAGAGUGAAAGAAAGUAAGGAAAGAGACAAAGGAAGCAACAACGAAAGAAAGAACGAAAUAACCUUAAGGUAGUGCAUUAGGUGCUUGCAUGUGUCGCAGAGGAAAUCCACCUACAGCGCAGUGUAUUUACUUCACACUGCAGCUCGUUAUGUCUUGAAAGAAGUCUGAACUUACGAUCAGAUAACUUAAUCAAUUACCACGUGCGCAGCAGGACCUCCCAGCCUGCAUCGGAGGUGGCGGCACUCGCCCCCUGACCUGCGCGUAGGGGGGGGGGGGGGGUGGACCACCUUAUCGGUUGGAAAUUAAAUUUUAUGCUGUCUCGCCUUACGUGUUGCAGGUGUAACAUGCUGCUGAUUUUCUUUUUUUUCAUUUGUUUCCCUUUUUUUUUGAGGAGUGGCUCGCACAAGAGAAAACGAUGUUCCAACAUUACCAAAAAAAAGCCCACCGCAAUACAUUUCUACCCAUCCCACCAAUAACGGAAGGCAGUGACGGAAAGCCUGCACAAUAAAUCGGAAGGAAUAUGUCGCAGCCAAUUUGGUGUUGCGCGUUCAUUUUCAACUAUAUAACAGCGUAAUUCAACCGAACCUACAAGACAUAAUAAAGGUUGCUUCCUUCAUUUUUUUUCUUGCAGUCUUUCCUUUUUUCUAUUUAAUAAAAUUAUGACAGCCUUACAAGACUUCUUGAGUGUGUAGUACUGGUGGUAGCAUGGAACCAUAGCAAAUCAUGAGAGUAUUUUGCAAAAAAUUGCUCAGUUUAUUUGCUUCGAAAAAUUGAGUCAUGCACACGCAUCAAAGACAAAGGACCCACAAUUGACUUGCGCGGUCCACUGCCAAUGAAAAAAAGAACUGAAUGUACUGCGCGACGUGAAUUAACAAUAAAACACCCUAAACAAAGAAGCGCCUGCGUUGGGUUGUUGGAGAACCCAAAUCGUCUUCGGUGAACUUCACCCACUAUGUGUGAUAAAACGGAGUAUUCUUAUUAUUGCA